This is a messenger RNA of Copidosoma floridanum, 1092 nucleotides long. Its product is annotated as mitochondrial inner membrane subdomain organizer. The record is from RefSeq and is a predicted model, not a curated record. NCBI's taxonomy places the organism in Eukaryota, Metazoa, Arthropoda, Insecta, Hymenoptera, Encyrtidae.
ACCAACCGCAACUAAUCUUAUAGAUAUAGAAUAAAAAGUUGACAUUGCUUCAUUGCUUGUGCUAUUUUUGUGGGUUAUGUGUGGUGUUAAGUUUGUCAGCGCAAAAAAGAGAGUUUCAGAUUUCAGAGACGAGCAGAACAUCGACCGAACAUGUGAUGUUAGUACCUAAGUCACUAUGAAAACACAUCAUUUUUAUUUUUAUAAACGUGACCACCGUUGCGAGUAACUUAUCAAGCGUUAUUGUUUAAGUGUAGAGAUAAAUAAGUGAAAAAUUAUGGAGGAGAAAAAAGAACUUGAUAUUUUUGAAGAUAUUUCUGCUUUCAUGGAGCGCGAUUCCAGAGGAGUAGAGAUGCUCACUUAUGGGAUUGCUGGUAUUGGAUUGAUAACAGCGUUAUACAAAAUAAGGCCUUUUGCAAAGUUUACUAGGCCAUCACAGGUGCCUCGAAAUUUUUUCAAGAAUAAAGUUUUACUGGAAGGUAAAGUGAAAAACAUUGAACCUGCUCCACAGCCACAUCUUUUAGUCGAUCACAAACCUUUAGUUCCUAUACUAAGACUAGGUACACCCAAGUACUUACCAGUUAAAAUAUCAGGAGUCAAUGUCACAGGCAAUGGUCUCAGCUGGUUACAAGCAGUUGUAAAAGGACAGAACAUAAAAUUCUUACCAGUUGCGAGAGAUGAUAAAUUUUUAACUUGUAUUGUAAUGGUGCCACAAAAAGAUAAGCAGGAAUCAAUAUCUGUUGGCAAAGAGUUGUUGAAAGUUGGAUUUGCUACAGUUGAAAAAGAAAAAUAUAUUAUACCCACUGACAAAGAAGUCAAAAGUUAUCAAAAGUCAUUGCAACUAGCUCAGAAAUGGGCAGAAAGAAAUAGAAAUGGUAUUUGGCAGUUCAAAUAUCCUCCAAGUGUUCUAUGGAAAAUCAGGAAAUCGUUGGAUGAUAAGUUGAGAUCAAUGCUUCCAGAUUCUUUGUUAAGAUAUUUUAAUAUUUAGAUUUAUAACGCGCUGUAAUGAAGAUAAUUUCUACUCGAUAUAUUUUAUGAAUUUUUCAUAAGUUAAUAUCAACUACUGUUAUAAAUAGGUCAAAGCAUCUUAAAAUA